UUUAUUCGUUUUUAUAGAAGCUUACCUGAACAUCCAGCCUUCCAAGAUGGAGAAGGAAUCGAUGCGUUGCGGCGAAUUCUGACUGCGUACUCCUUCCGAAAUCCCAACAUAGGAUAUUGCCAAGCGAUGAACAUAGUAAGCUCUGUAUUGUUAUUGUAUGUGAAGGAAGAGGAAGCGUUCUGGCUUUUGGUAGCGAUCUGUGAACGUCUGUUGCCAGAUUAUUACAAUAAUAAAGUUGUUGGAGCGUUGGUUGAUCAAGGAGUCUUUACUGAGCUUGUGGAACGCUCUCUACCAAAUAUUGGUGCAAAGCUUUCCGAACUUGGAUUGGGCGAUAUGGUAGCAUUGUCAUGGUUCUUGACAAUUUUCCUCAGUGCGAUAAAGUUUGAUGCUGCAGUAAGGAUACUGGAUCUGUUUUUCUUCGAAGGAGCAAGGCUAAUGUUCCAAGUGGCAAUGGAAAUGCUACGCGAAAAUGAAGCCAUGAUUUGUAACUCGAAAGAUGAUGGAGAGACGCUUAUGGCUUUAUCAUCCUAUGCAGAUUGUAUACAUGAGCAUGCAUCAGAAGAUGGCGGAAAGGUAGUUUGUUUAUCAACUUACUUUACCAGAUCUGUGGGUGCCCUCUUGACAGCCUCAUAUCGCGAUUUUGGUUAUGCUUUCACCAACGAGCAAAUCGAGAGACUCCGGUUGAAGCAUCGUUUGAAAGUUGUACAGCUUGAUAUCUCGUUACCUUCUUUUUCUGAGUAUUCUAUACCAUUUCUGAGUACUGUGCAGCUGUGA
This is a messenger RNA of Cylicostephanus goldi, 774 nucleotides long. The record is from the annotation of a GenBank genome assembly. NCBI's taxonomy places the organism in Eukaryota, Metazoa, Nematoda, Chromadorea, Rhabditida, Strongylidae.